Molecule: messenger RNA, 771 nt
Organism: Brettanomyces nanus
Lineage: Eukaryota; Fungi; Ascomycota; Pichiomycetes; Pichiales; Pichiaceae
Gene: RPS5
Product: ribosomal protein S5
Exons: 1
Coding region: 1-771 (256 amino acids)
Biological process (GO): translation; ribosomal small subunit assembly
Cellular component (GO): ribosome; cytosolic small ribosomal subunit
Molecular function (GO): rRNA binding; mRNA binding; structural constituent of ribosome
Source: RefSeq, a predicted model, not a curated record
AUGUCUGCCGUUGAAGAACCAGUUGAAAAAGUUCCUGUUGAAGAAGCCCCUGUUGAAGAGGCUCCAGUUGAAGAGGCUCCAGUUGAUGAGCUUGUUGAGGAUGUUGUGGAAGAGCUAGAAGAAGAGGUCAUCGCUGAGCCUGAGCCUGAAUUCAAGUUCGUUGAAUUGGCUACUCCUAUUCCAAAGAGUGUGCAAACGGGUGCCAAGGAAAUUAAGCUUUUCAACAAGUGGUCUUUCGAAGGUGUCACCGUCAAGGACAUCUCAUUGGCCGAUUACAUCCAGGUCAGACAGCCAAUCUUUGUUUCUCACACUGCUGGUAGAUAUGCAAACAAGAGAUUCAGAAAGGCACAAUGUCCUAUCGUUGAGAGAUUGACUAAUUCCAUGAUGAUGAAUGGUAGAAACAAUGGUAAGAAGCUCAAGGCUGUUAGAAUUGUUAAGCAUGCCAUGGAGAUCAUUAAUGUUCUUACUGACCAGAACCCAUUGCAGGUUAUUGUCGAUGCCAUUGUCAAUACUGGUGCCAGAGAAGACACUACCCGUAUUGGAUCUGCUGGUGCUGUUAGAAGACAGGCUGUCGAUGUUUCUCCUUUGAGAAGAGUCGAUCAGGCUAUUUCCUUAUUGACCAUUGGUGCUAGAGAGGCUGCUUUCAGAAACAUCAAGACCAUUGCUGAAUGUUUGGCUGAGGAGUUGAUCAAUGCUGCUAAAGGUUCAUCUACAUCUUUCGCUAUCAAGAAGAAGGAUGAGUUGGAGAGAGUUGCCAAAUCUAACCGUUAA